Hyposmocoma kahamanoa is the source of this 1142-nucleotide messenger RNA. RefSeq lists its product as uncharacterized. The coding region runs from base 25 to 1035 and encodes 336 amino acids. Lineage: Eukaryota; Metazoa; Arthropoda; Insecta; Lepidoptera; Cosmopterigidae. The transcript has a single exon. The record is from RefSeq and is a predicted model, not a curated record.
GCGGCUCCUGUGUCUGUAAUAUCCAUGGAAUAUACCGAAACUUUGCCUAUAUAUACAAACAUGGCAUACUAUCCUAUAUUCAACACGUUCUCCUACAGUUAUCCAUUCCAUGAUUGGAAUACUAUUAUCACAACUAUACCUACAGCGACAACAAUCUACACCACGCCAAUUACAACUGCUCCUAUCUUCUACGAGUUUCCACAAAUGUAUUCACCACAAGUUUACCCUUACAGCCGCGCAGUUACUCAGCAUGCAUAUACCGAACCUGUGUUCUCGCCUGAACAAUCGAUUCCUGAGUUCAAUCCAUUUGUGCCUCCACCAUAUAUUGAUUAUGAACAACCGCUUGUUGAGGAAAUAUACAAUACUAGCCAGGAAGAGGCGUCUGUACAUGACGUGACUAAUAAUGCAAGUACUAGUUCCAGUAUAGCUAAUACAAGUUUCAGUACAGCAAAUACUAGCUUCAAUACGCCGGAUACUAGCUUCAGUACACCGAAUACUAGCUCCAAUACACCGAAUACUAGUUUCAAUGCAAGUACUACUAGUUUUAACACAGCCAAUGUUGUCGCUAAUGUGACCGCGAGGCCAAGUUUCCGAGGACCGAUAACUAGAGGAGAACCUGUAGAACCCUGGGAAUAUUAUUUACAACUGCCAAAAAAACUAUUCCCACCACCAAGGUAUUUGAAAAUCGAUCCUAAUCCUUUGAUAGACGCCUUUUGCAUAUUGUCUGAUAUACAAAACCAAUUGUCAUGGAUAAGUGAUUUAGAAUUCGGUGUACCUAGAGUGGCAACGAAGAGACAAAUAGCUCAAUAUGAUAUCAAAAUUAAAAAUGUGAUAUGCAAAAAUUCAACAGGCGUAACAUACCCGGCUUUUGAUUCUUGUAAUCGGGAAUUCAAGCACAUAGUAUCGUCAUACUAUGACUUAGUUAUUAAUACUUGGUACAAGGGCUAUGUAAAAUUAAAACGGAACAAAAGUAGGUCAUGUUUUGAAGCUUGGAUAAGCAGGCCAAUGGAAACUUUUGGUAUGUGUUGGCCGUAAAAACAAAGCAAGGCAGACCCUCGGCAAUUGUAUAAUUAUGUGAAACGACGAAUAAAUGAUAUGAAUGAACAUUAAUAAAAUAUAUAAUAAUAAUAUAAAAUAGUGUC